AUGCUGCUAAGAAUAAAAACUGCUGCCGCCAGGCCGCCGACGUCUCAACUGAGACGGACGCGAGGUCAAACAGACGGAGGCGGGAUCAAACAGACGGACGCGAGGUCAAACAGACGGAGGCGGGAUCAAACAGACGGACGCGAGGUCAAACAGACGAACGCGAGAUCAAACAGACGGAGGCGGGAUCAAACAGACGGACGCGAGGUCAAACAGACGAACGCGAGAUCAAACAGAUGGACGCGGGGUCAAACAGAUGGACGCGGGGUCAAACAGACGGACGCGGGAUCAAACAGACGGACGGGAGGUCAAACAGAUGGACGCGGGGUCAAACAGACGGACGCGAGGUCAAACAGACGGACGCGGGGUCAAACAGAUGGACGCGGGGUCAAACAGACGGACGCGAGGUCAAACAGACGGACGCGGGGUCAAACAGAUGGACGCGAGGUCAAACAGACGGACGCGGGGUCAAACAGACGGACGCGGGAUCAAACAGACGGACGCGGGAUCAAACAGACGGACGCGAGGUCAAACAGACGAACGCGAGAUCAAACAGACGGAGGCGGGAUCAAACAGACGGACGCGAGGUCAAACAGACGGACGCGGGGUCAAACAGAUGGACGCGGGGUCAAACAGACGGACGCGAGGUCAAACAGACGGACGCGGGGUCAAACAGAUGGACGCGGGGUCAAACAGAUGGACGCGGGGUCAAACAGACGGACGCGAGAUCAAACAGAUGGACGCGGGGUCAAACAGAUGGACGCGGGGUCAAACAGACGGACGCGGGAUCAAACAGACGGACGCGAGGUCAAACAGAUGGACGCGGGGUCAAACAGACGGACGCGAGGUCAAACAGACGGACGCGGGGUCAAACAGAUGGACGCGGGGUCAAACAGACGGACGCGAGGUCAAACAGACGGACGCGGGAUCAAACAGACGGACGCGGGAUCAAACAGACGGACGCGAGGUCAAACAGACGGACGCGGGAUCAAACAGACGGACGCGGGAUCAAACAGACGGACGCGGGGUCAAACAGACGGACGCGGGGUCAAACAGACGGACGCGGGAUCAAACAGACGGACGCGGGAUCAAACAGACGGACGCGAGGUCAAACAGAUGGACGCGGGGUCAAACAGACGGACGCGGGAUCAAACAGACGGACGCGAGGUCAAACAGACGGACGCGGGGUCAAACAGACGGACGCGGGGUCAAACAGACGGACGCGGGGUCAAACAGACGGACGCAAGAUCAAACAGACGGACGCGGGGUCAAACAGACGGACGCAAGAUCAAACAGAUGGACGCGAGGUCAAACAGAUGGACGCGGGGUCAAACAGACGGACGCGGGGUCAAACAGACGGACGCGAGAUCAAACAGAUGGACGCGGGAUCAAACAGACGGACGCGAGAUCAAACAGACGGACGCGGGAUCAAACAGACGGACGCGAGAUCAAACAGACGGACGCGAGAUCAAACAGACGGACGCGGGAUCAAACAGACGGACGCGAGAUCAAACAGACGGACGCGGGAUCAAACAGACGGACGCGAGAUCAAACAGACGGACGCGAGAUCAAACAGACGGACGCGAGAUCAAACAGACGGACGCGGGAUCAAACAGAUGGACGGGUUCGUCAGGGCAUGUGACUAAUGCCUCUCCUCCCAACAAUGAUGCAUUUAUCGGGUUCUUUGUGUACGUCUCGUCGCUCAACGCUCCGCUAAUUUCUGAUCGCCAUUGGGACUUCCCUAAUCAGCGCGGCCCCUAUUAUCAGGAGUCAAGGUCUUGGGGAGGGUAA
Molecule: messenger RNA, 1788 nt
Organism: Procambarus clarkii (red swamp crayfish)
Lineage: Eukaryota; Metazoa; Arthropoda; Malacostraca; Decapoda; Cambaridae
Product: S-antigen protein-like
Source: RefSeq, a predicted model, not a curated record